Messenger RNA from Pleurotus ostreatus (oyster mushroom), 564 nucleotides. RefSeq lists its product as uncharacterized. The coding region runs from base 1 to 564 and encodes 187 amino acids. NCBI's taxonomy places the organism in Eukaryota, Fungi, Basidiomycota, Agaricomycetes, Agaricales, Pleurotaceae. The transcript has 8 exons. The record is from RefSeq and is a predicted model, not a curated record.
AUGAAGUUCUCUGUCUCUCUGGUCUCCCUCGUCGCUGCUGCGUCAUCUGUGGCUGCUCAUGGAGUGAUCACUACUCCUAGUCCUCGCGUCGUUGGCGCUGCGAAUCAGGCUGCUUGUGGUACGGGUGCUUACACCGUCCUCAAAAGUGACAAAGCUGGGCCGAUCGAGAAUGCAGUUGCCAAAAUUGAUUCUUCUUUCGACGCUCAGGCCUGUCAACUGUUCUUCUGCAAAGGCUAUCAGUUGGAGGACAAUAUUAAAAACACCCGCAAAUACGCUCCAGGAACUGUAGUGCCAAUCCACGUUGACCUCAUCGCCCAUCACACUGGCUCGGCCGUCAACCUCGCCACUCAAAAGACAAUCGGAAAGCCGCUGUUCUUGUGGCCAGUUUACGCCAACGACUCCCUCGGGCCUUCCGCUUGGCCUAAGAACGAGACCGAUUUCGAAAUCACGAUCCCAGAUUUGGGAUCUCAAUGUUCUACCGUUGGAGCCUGCGCUAUUCAAUGGUGGUGGUAUGCGUCGAAGGUCAGGCAGACCUACGAAAGCUGCAUCGACUUCACUCAGUGA